Messenger RNA from Penicillium pulvis, 1851 nucleotides. RefSeq names its product acyclic terpene utilization AtuA family protein. Lineage: Eukaryota; Fungi; Ascomycota; Eurotiomycetes; Eurotiales; Aspergillaceae. The transcript has 7 exons. The record is from RefSeq and is a predicted model, not a curated record. The coding region runs from base 1 to 1851 and encodes 616 amino acids.
AUGUUGCAGGAAAAGGAAAAGCGACCCGUCAGGGUGGCCAAUUGCUCUGGGUUUCAUGGCGAUCCCGCACAUGAGAUGUACCGUCAAGCGACUUUGGGAGAUGUUGACUUUAUCACUGGUGAUUAUCUCGCAGAGGUCAACUUAGCCAACAAUGCCUUGAAUUGGAGAAACGGGAAGCAUCCUGGAUACGAAGAGACAGCUUGGGAAGGACUUCGACAGACGAUUGACGUCAUUGCUGAGAAAGGCAUUCGAGUGGCCAUCAAUGGAGGUGCCCUGGAUCCUAAAGCUUUGGCUCUGAGGGUGAAGGCCCUGGUUGACGAGAAGAACCUCAAUCUUCGUGUUGCGUUCCUCUCGGGUGAUGAUCUAUAUGCUCAAGUCGGCCCGAAUAUGCCCGCUACUAAAGAGGAGUUGCUUCAUCUUGACUCAGGAAACCCGUCCGUCGUUCCGUCGGACCUCACAUACGCAUUCCUGAAUACCAAAGAUGGAAACCCACUUCCAAUGGUAUCCGCGCAUGCGUAUUUGGGAGCUCGGGGCAUCGUCGACGGUCUGCGACGAGGCGCUGAUAUCAUCAUCUGUGGCCGAGUGUCAGAUGCCAGCCCCGUUAUUGCUGCAGCUUGGUUCUGGCACAACUGGUCUGAAACCGAUUACGACAAUCUUGCGGGAUCUUUGAUUGCAGGACAUUUGAUUGAGUGCUCAGCGUAUGUGACCGGAGGCAACUUUGCCGGCUUUGAAAAGUAUCCCUUGGACAAUCUCAUUGCUCCAGGUUUCCCAAUUGCAGAGAUCGCUGCCGACGGAAGUUGCACUAUCACUAAGCAUCCUGGUACACAAGGCAUGGUGAAUGCGGAUACUGUUCGUUCUCAGUUCUUGUACGAGUUACAGGGAACGACGUACCUCAACAGUGAUGUCAGUGCUCAUAUUGCCGACGUACAGGUGAAAGAUGCGGGCGAAGAUCGUGUCCACGUCUCCGGAAUUCGAGGUAGUCCACCACCGUCGACCACCAAAUUUGCUGUCUUCUAUGAAGGCGGCUAUGAAGCACAGGUUCUGAUCAAUGCAACCGGAUAUGCCACUGCCGAAAAAUGGGAUCUUUUCGAGAAGCAAAUUCGCCAUUUCCUCCCAGAUGAAACGAAGAAGGAGAUUGAGACUCUUGAAUUCCAGAGAGUCGGAACGCCUGCUCCGAAUCCAGCUUCCCAAUUGGAGAGCACCACCUAUCUUCGAGUCUACAUCACAUCUCGCAAUGACAAGGCCGUGCUAGCGGUAGCAAAGGCCUUGGGUAAUAUCUCUCUAAAACACUUUUCAGGCUUUCAUGCAUCCAGGGAUACCCGCACUGCCAUUCCUUUACCAUUCCUCGCCUACUAUCCCGCACUCAUCAAACAGUCCCAAAUUCCCGAGGCCAUUAACUUCGUGGAUGGGCCCAGCACAAUUAGCUCCUACGAAACAGGCCACCCUCCCCAAUAUGAAGAGCUUGGUGUUCGGGAUAACUACGACACCAAGGCCCCAGAGGACUUCAAAGGCCCAUUCAAACAGAUCAGACUAGGAGACGUCGCUCUCGCUAGAUCGGGAGAUAAGGGUGGAAACCUCAAUGUUGGCUUCUUUGUCACAAACCCAGGUCACUGGUCUUGGCUUCGGUCUUACAUGAGCAGAGAUCGCAUGCGCGAAUUCCUCGCCAAGGACUGGAAUGAUAGCUUCUUCAUCGAGCGUGUUGAAUUUCCCCACAUUCAUGCCGUACACUUUGUGGUAUAUGGUAUUCUGGGGCGUGGUGUGAGCAGUUCUAGUCGCUUGGAUGGAUUCGGCAAGGGAUUUGCGGACUAUAUCCGCGAUAAAGUGGUUGACUUCCCUUCUGAGAUGCUUUAG